Messenger RNA from Chroicocephalus ridibundus (black-headed gull), 2452 nucleotides. It is a transcript of the gene BMPR1B, whose product is annotated as bone morphogenetic protein receptor type 1B. NCBI's taxonomy places the organism in Eukaryota, Metazoa, Chordata, Aves, Charadriiformes, Laridae. The transcript has 15 exons. Bases 606 to 2114 code for a protein of 502 amino acids. Gene Ontology annotation, biological process: dorsal/ventral pattern formation; protein phosphorylation; BMP signaling pathway. The record is from RefSeq and is a predicted model, not a curated record. Gene Ontology annotation, molecular function: ATP binding; SMAD binding; transforming growth factor beta receptor activity, type I. Gene Ontology annotation, cellular component: signaling receptor complex; plasma membrane.
UGGAGAGGGCGAGAGGAGGGGAAAAGAAAACCCCAAACCACCCCAAAGCCCAGCGCAGAGGCUGCGAGCCGGGCGGGAUAAGGGGGUGCGUGCGAGCCGGGCGGGAGAGGCGGCCCGGCGGAGCCCGCCAGCCGCCGCAGCCGAAGAUACGAGCUCCUGUUCUUAAAUUGUCUUGAACAAACUGAAAACGUUGCCACUGAUAGGCGGAAUUUGGAGGAAAUUGAUUAGAAAACACUGCACUUUGGUCUAAAGUUUGCAUGUGCCAAACUGGUUUCUGCACUAGCGCACGCUUCAGACUGGGCUUGCUUCUGGACUGCAGAUACAGGUCCACAGAGUUUGAAGAAAUGGGCACAAAUCGCUGCAUGUAAUAAAGAGACUGGGGUAGCGAUGGUGCGGGGAGAGCAUCAGUGAGUGUAGGUUGCCCCUUUACCAUGUUCCAGAAAGUUCUUCCAGCGGGUGGAGUUCAUUUCUUUUGUUCUUGGGAGCUGAGAAGGAGAAAGGGACAUUUCAGCUUUUCUUGAUAAAGAUUACACCAUCUUACUUAAACUGCAAGACACGAAUAUUUCUUGAACAUUAAGAGCUUUUCAGCCAAUUUUCUAGACAACAUGCCCUUGCGAAGUUCUGGCAAGUUGAGCAUGGAGACCAGAAGAGAAGAUGGUGAGAGCACAGCACCUGCCCCGCCGCAGAAGAAGCUGUCCUGUCAGUGCCACCACCACUGUCCUGAGGAUUCAGUCAACAGCACUUGCAGCACUGAUGGCUACUGCUUCACCAUAAUAGAAGAAGAUGAGUCCGGCGGACAUUUAGUCACCAAGGGAUGUCUUGGAUUAGAGGGCUCAGACUUCCAGUGUCGGGACACUCCUAUUCCACACCAAAGAAGAUCUAUUGAAUGUUGCACAGGCCAAGAUUACUGUAACAAACACCUUCAUCCUACACUGCCACCACUGAAAAAUCGAGACUUUGCAGAAGGAAACAUUCACCAUAAGGCCCUGCUGAUCUCCGUGACUGUUUGCAGUAUACUUCUGGUGCUUAUCAUCGUAUUCUGCUACUUCAGAUACAAACGCCAAGAGACGAGGCCUCGCUACAGCAUCGGGCUGGAGCAGGAUGAGACCUACAUUCCACCUGGAGAGUCCCUGAAGGAUUUGAUCGAGCAGUCCCAGAGCUCAGGGAGCGGCUCCGGGCUCCCUCUCCUGGUUCAAAGGACCAUCGCAAAACAGAUUCAGAUGGUAAAGCAAAUCGGAAAAGGUCGCUAUGGAGAAGUCUGGAUGGGAAAGUGGCGUGGCGAAAAGGUAGCCGUGAAAGUGUUUUUUACCACGGAGGAGGCCAGCUGGUUCAGAGAAACAGAAAUCUACCAGACUGUCCUGAUGAGGCAUGAAAAUAUUCUCGGAUUCAUUGCCGCAGACAUUAAAGGUACAGGGUCUUGGACCCAGCUGUAUCUCAUCACUGACUAUCAUGAGAACGGCUCACUGUAUGAUUACCUAAAAUCUACUACCUUGGACACAAAAGCCAUGCUAAAACUGGCUUAUUCCUCUGUUAGUGGAUUGUGCCACCUGCACACGGAGAUCUUCAGUACUCAGGGCAAACCCGCUAUUGCCCACCGUGACCUAAAAAGUAAGAACAUCCUGGUGAAAAAGAAUGGCACCUGCUGUAUAGCAGAUUUGGGCUUGGCUGUUAAAUUUAUCAGUGAUACAAACGAGGUAGACAUACCUCCAAAUACCCGUGUAGGAACAAAACGCUAUAUGCCUCCUGAGGUGCUGGAUGAAAGCUUGAAUAGAAAUCACUUUCAGUCGUACAUCAUGGCUGAUAUGUACAGUUUUGGACUCAUCCUUUGGGAGAUAGCAAGGAGAUGUGUUUCAGGAGGAAUAGUUGAGGAAUACCAGCUUCCAUACCACGACCUUGUGCCCAGCGACCCCUCGUACGAGGACAUGCGCGAGAUUGUGUGCAUCAAGAGGCUACGCCCUUCGUUUCCCAACAGAUGGAGCAGUGAUGAGUGCCUACGGCAGAUGGGGAAGCUGAUGAUGGAGUGCUGGGCUCACAAUCCUGCCUCCCGGCUCACAGCCCUGCGGGUCAAGAAAACACUUGCCAAAAUGUCAGAAUCGCAGGACAUUAAACUCUGACUCAGCCAGAGGCAGCUCUCCUGAAGGCCCAUGGAAAUAGACUUUCUCGUGCAGGCAGAAGUCCUGAAGAGGUAUCGAAAGUCUUCGCUAUUAAGUAUCUUGAAAACAGUCAUGCUUAAGAGCAGCUGUAAGUUUGUUUGACAGCUUUUGAGGAGACUAUCCUUUGCAAAAAUCAGCUGAAUUUUGACAUAGAAGAUUGGAAGAGGCUUGUCUGCCCUUGUUUACACGGGAAAAUACAGUUUUAGUAACUGGUUUAAGAUUAUGCAUGUUGCUUUCCAUGAAAGCCACUUAUUAUUUUAUUAUUAUUAUUGUAAUUAUUAUUAUUUUGAUUGUUUAAA